Molecule: messenger RNA, 1172 nt
Organism: Dalotia coriaria
Lineage: Eukaryota; Metazoa; Arthropoda; Insecta; Coleoptera; Staphylinidae
Gene: epsilonCOP
Product: coatomer subunit epsilon
Exons: 3
Coding region: 100-1017 (305 amino acids)
Biological process (GO): endoplasmic reticulum to Golgi vesicle-mediated transport; intra-Golgi vesicle-mediated transport; retrograde vesicle-mediated transport, Golgi to endoplasmic reticulum
Cellular component (GO): COPI vesicle coat
Molecular function (GO): structural molecule activity; protein binding
Source: RefSeq, a predicted model, not a curated record
AUGCUUCUGCCAACUGUACAUCUGACGUUUGCUGUUUUCCUCCGGUAUCAACACGUAUUUGGGUUUAGAAUAAUAAGAAAUAAUUAAUAAAUAGGAACAAUGUCGCGCCCACAACAAGAUGUCGACGAGUUAUUUGAUAUUAAGAAUUUUUAUUACAUUGGUCACUACCAGCAAUGUAUAAAUGAAGCCCAAAAGCUUCGAAAGCCAUCCUCUCCGGAAAUCUCACUGGAACGUGACAUUUUUACCUACAGAGCAUAUAUGGCUCAACGGAAAUUUUUGGUUGUUAUGGAUGAAAUCAAAGCAUCAUCGCCUGAAGUUCUACAACCUCUAAAAAUGCUGGCUGAAUAUUUACACCAGAAGAACAAGCAUGAUGCAAUUCUCGCUGAACUAGAGAACUUGAUGAGUGGAAACAUUCCAGACAACAGUAAUCUUUUGCUAUUGGUUGCUGCAACAAUCUACAGUAUUGAAAAUAAUUAUGAAGCAGCCUAUAAAGUGCUACACAUUUCAGAAACCAUUGAGACAAUGGCAUUCUGUGUGGAUUUAUUAUUAAAGAUCAAUAGGCUGGAUGCAGCUAAGAAGAAACUAAAAGAAAUGCAAGAGUUGGAUGAAGAUGCAACUUUGACUCAGUUGGCUCAAGCAAGUGUUAAUGUUGCAAUUGGAGGUGAUAAAAUUCAAGAGGCAUUCUAUAUUUAUCAAGAGAUGAUUGACAAGUAUGGCUCAACUCCUCUACUUCUAAAUGGCCAAGCUGUUGCUUUAAUAGCACAAAGGAAACUAGAAGAAGCUGGAGUUGCUCUUCAAGAAGCUCUAGACAGAGAUCCUAAUCAUCCAGAUACUUUAGUAAAUUUGAUUGUGUUGUCAUAUCAAAGCGGAAAAGAGCCAGAGGUAGCGAAAAGAUAUUUGUCGCAACUGCGAGAUUCCAAUGCAGAUCAUCCAUAUAUCAGAGACAUGCAGAUCAAAGAAAAUGAUUUUGAACGUGUUUGUGGUCAGUAUACAUUCAGUAAACCUGUAUCGGUGUAAAACAGAACGUGUUUGGAUAUAAUUAAGGAAAAUAAUAUUGAUUAUGUGUCUAAUUUGCAAAUUAAAUAAUAUUAUAAUGUAUUAUAAUUUUAUAAUGAUUCAGUGAUCUUUAUUACUAGUGAUGACAGAAAUCAUUAAAUCUAGUUUGUUUUAUA